CCAUACACCUGAUCAGAGCCUCAUACAACUUGCUGCAACAAGUUACCUUUUUAGCCUGCAAUGGCACUCCUUCGGUUUCUACUUGUUCUCGUGGCAGCUCUAGUAGCUACGACUUUGACAACAAACAUAGCUCCAGCCAAGGCCGAAGUUGUCGAGGAAGACCACUUCUUCAAGAAGUACUUGCACAAGCCCGGCUUCGAUUAUCCUAAGCCGCACCCUGGCCAUCCAUUAUUUAACAAGCUCCACAAGCCCCAACCCUUCUUCAAGAAGCCCCACCCUUUCUUCAAGAAGCCGUCCCCGUUCCUCCACGCGCCACCGAUCAUCAAGCCGUCGCCGGAGAAGGAGGUGAAGCCGGCUUACCCGUUCCACAAGAAGCUCUUCCCCAAGUACAAGUUUGGCUUCGGCCACUACCAUCCAGGAAACCCUCCUGCCGACAAACCAUAAUUAUCAUUACAUUAUUGGAUUUUUCUGUCAGGCGAAGAAGAAGUAUGGAGGAAGGAUCCAACCUGAAUCGAUUGAAGUGUGGAGUCAAGAAUCAGGAAACUGAAGUUUGAAUAAAGAGUCAAAACAACGUCGUUUUGAUUAGGGUACUGUAGUUGAUAGUGUUGUCCUGGUCUUUUACAUUUAUGGUCCUUGAGUUAUGUUUUGUGUCGGUCAGGUCCAAGUCGAGUCUCUUAGUGGGUUUUCGUUUGGAGAUGAAGUCUGUUAGUUUGUUAGCUAAGUUCGUGGUGUUCUGUUAUCUGAAAAGAAGGGUCAUGGGGCUAGUAGGCUGGUGGAAGCCGGAUUUGCACGCUGAAGCCUUUGUACUUUGUUUCGUUGCUACCAUUUAAUGAAAAACUUCAUCAGUCGUAUGCCCUAAUUUGAGUUCACAUUGUGGUAUAAGGCUCAGCAAAUUAUAACUUGUGAUUGUGUGCCAGAGAAGAUGCAAGUCUAAUAUAAUUGUAGAUCAGAG
Messenger RNA from Linum trigynum, 952 nucleotides. The record is from the annotation of a GenBank genome assembly. NCBI's taxonomy places the organism in Eukaryota, Viridiplantae, Streptophyta, Magnoliopsida, Malpighiales, Linaceae.